This is a messenger RNA of Sugiyamaella lignohabitans, 951 nucleotides long. RefSeq lists its product as uncharacterized. Gene Ontology annotation, molecular function: glycosyltransferase activity. NCBI's taxonomy places the organism in Eukaryota, Fungi, Ascomycota, Dipodascomycetes, Dipodascales, Trichomonascaceae. The coding region runs from base 1 to 951 and encodes 316 amino acids. The record is from RefSeq and is a predicted model, not a curated record. The transcript has a single exon.
AUGACUCAGGGCAAACCAGACUCAAUUCCCAACUCGAGGAAAGUAUGGACGACACUUAUUACCAAUACUAAGUAUCUUUCAGGACUUCUAACUUUAGAAUACGCUUUACGAAAGGUUGGAAGCAAGUAUCCAUUAUUGGUGUUAUACACAGAAACUUUUGAACAAGAGGGCCACGAAGCUCUAGAUAACCGAGGCAUUCACAAAAAACGGAUCGAAUACUUACUUCCAAAAGCUCAUAAAGAUUAUCAAAAUGAUGUGAGGUUCUACGACUGCUGGAGUAAACUCCAACCUUUCUCUCUUUUUGAGUUUGACAGGGUCGUUCAACUUGACAGUGAUAUGGUAGUUGUUCAGAAUAUGGACGAACUCAUGGAUCUACAGCUUAAUGAUGAGACGGCAGUAUUUGCCGCUUCUCAUGCCUGUGUGUGUAAUCCUUAUAACAAGGCCCACUACCCAUCCAACUGGCACAAGGAAAAUUGUGCUUAUACGAGUUAUAAGCCAAUUGCCCUUGAAGAUAAAACUCAGGCUCAUCAUAAUCAUGUUGUUGGUCCAUCUUCAAAAACUGGCUUGGGUAUCUGCAAUGGCGGUCUACAAGUGGUUAAUCCGUCUCCUAAAAACUAUAACAAGAUUGUCAAUGCACUUGAAAACCCAAGUCUGACUUCAAGUUAUGAUUUUGCAGACCAGUCACUAUUGUCUGAUGUAUUUGAAGGCAGAUGGCUACCGCUGUCGUACAAGUAUAACGCUCUGAAAACGCUUCGUACCAUUCACAGAGACAUUUGGUCUGAUGAUGAGGUUAAAAAUGUACAUUAUAUUAUUACACCCAAGCCAUGGGAUGUGAGAUCUCUCCCUGACCGUGAUUCACAUGAUGAUACUGGUACUUUUCAUUUUUGGUUCAAACUCGACGAUGCCCGAUUAGCAGAUGAAAAGUCUGCUGGUAUUUACGAUGGCUUUUAG